Messenger RNA from Cylindrotheca closterium, 6645 nucleotides. NCBI's taxonomy places the organism in Eukaryota, Bacillariophyta, Bacillariophyceae, Bacillariales, Bacillariaceae. The record is from the annotation of a GenBank genome assembly.
AUGACCAAAGAUGGAAUCGAAGACACAACUGAGGAUCCAAGCUGGAAACACCCACAUGCCUUUCACCAGAACCUUCCCGCCCAUCACAUAGACAAAGAUGGAAUUCCUUUCAUCACCAAACUUGCCUACAAGAAAUCGAGAUACAUUAUCCGUCUUGUGGAAUCUAUGCAAUUGAAAGAAGAAAUGCUGGCGAACGACGUGGUUAUAGAAGACGCCAAUGUUCCAGACGAUGUUGUCAUUGAUGAGGAUGAUGAUGCAGCUGAUACAGCUGAAGUUUCUUCUUUGGGAGCCCUGAUCCGUGCUUGUGGAAGGCUUCAAUCGCAACUGAGCUCGUUGGAAAACUUGAAGCACAGUGGUCUUUCUCGCUUGGAACUCAGUCGCAUGGUCUUGAAGAUUCUUAAAUUACUAACAGCUACUUACACUGUUGCACUGAAUGAAAAGAAUGAACGAAAGGUCACCAUAUACUACGAAAACGUCGGAUACAUUUGCAAUCUAGAGAAUGCUGCUGGCAACAAGGAGUCUCAGUUUAAAAUGGCAUCAGAUUCCAACAUUCUCGAGGAGGAGCUUACAACAAGAUUCGCUCUACCUUCACCUGCCAGAGAAGUCCUCUUGUCGGUACUGGUCAACAUUCUAUCCAAUAAGGGACCCCUGCGAUCUGUCUCGAACGCUGCAGUCUAUGCCCACAAUGACGAUUCCUCGCGGUUUUUGUUGAUCUUGCAAUGGCAGGCCUUGCUGAGAACACUACUCAGAACAGCGCCUUAUCUCGACGAACACAAGGUUGGGGAUCCACCGAUGGCAUCCAACUCGCGUCAAAACACCAUUGUAAAGCGAACGGUCCAAAUGAUUCGAGAUGCGAGACACUUUUUUGAUCAAGGACUUUUGCCGAACGAUCCCACCGCGAUUGAUGAUCGGACCGCCCGUCAGAUUUGGAACGCAGUCAAAACAGAUGUCAUGUUUCAUUCUCAUACACACGCUUGUUACCGGUCCUUGAUUAUUCUCUACCUCUUUCAACCAUCUCGAUGUUCCAGUGCCUUUUACACGGAAAUGAUGCCCACCUGGUUUGAAUGCUGGACCAAUAUUGAUCGCUGUCCCGAAAUGGAAUAUUUGUGGCUUGCACUCUUUUGCAGAGCACGCAAACACCUUCCUGCUGGUUUUGAUUGGGGGCCGAUUCGAAGACGGUUGUUGACGCACAGUCAGUACUGGCUGCAGCUUCCCAUUGGUGGAGCGUCGUUGGAUAAGAGCUUUCCAAAUGCAUCGGCUCCGAGGUCACGAACUUGUCCUUCCAGACUGAAAGUCUUUGUGGGUUCGUCUUCCUCCUACGAAGAAGGGAUUGACUUUGUUGCAAAAGUGGCUAAGCUCUUGGUGGUCGGGUUGGGGAAAGGCCUUUUGUUUGAUAAUUUCUCGGAAGGUUCCAAGGAUGUAUUGAGAUUCUUGUCGUUUGCAACACCCUACUUCAAUCCAAGUAACAUUGGAUCUUGGACCUUUACGUUGGGAGCCUUUUUGCACUACUUUUGCUACGAGCUUUGUUGUAGGGUUGGAACUGCUGGUAGUAUGAGAGCCUUGAAGGCGUCCAAACCAGAUUUGGCAAAAGCGCUCUGCGACGUCGAACCCAGCUUGACUGUGGCUGCCACUCCGCAUCAUGAAGUAGUUGCUUUGAUGGAUGCCCUUCUUCCCCUGUGUCAGCAAGCACUGUACAGUAAGAAUGGACAUGUCGGACGGGCCGGUGAAGCGGCAAUGUUGUACUUGACGCAAAUUGACCCCAUGCGAGUGACUCCUGCCUUUAUCGAUUUUGCCACCCGAGCCUUGGAUAUCUCGGCUGUGAACUUGGCACAUCAAGCGCCUGCAGCUCUGUCAGCCUUGACAAGAUUACUUCAACCAGCAUUGAGAAGUAAUCCCGGAAUUUUGUUGGUACGACUUCCCGAUAUUUUGAGAUUAUCUCUCGCUGGAAUUGACAGCAACGACCAAAACAAAACGAUUCGAACUUUGAUCUUGUAUCGAAGCUUGACAUCGUGGAUUCCGGUUGGCGGUGCUACCAAGAAUUGGAAAACACUUGAUGGUGUAGCUCGGGACGCAGCACCAGCCGAUGAUGGCACAAUGGGCAUUGGAAGGAAUCUUUUGAAACACCUGUAUUCACAGGCACAUGCACCAGGAUAUGUAUCAGCGAUCGACAAACUCCCAGAAUUUUCUCUUUUGAAACAAGGCACAGAUAUCAGUGACCUGGAUUUCAAUCUCGUUCUAGAGGAAGCGUCAUCUGCUCUCAGCGAUUGGGUGCUCGAGUUUCUGGAGCGCGUCUAUUCUCUCCUGCGAGCAACUGGAGAAAGAGAGAAGGCUGGUAAGACUGCUUCCGGAGUGGCAUCUCGGCACUCCUCAGCUGAUGUUCAGCAAGCAAGAAAUUUCUCGCGGGUGUUGAAGGAAUGCUUGGAACAGACUUUUGCUUCGAUGGAUGACGAAACGCACAAACAAGCGGUGACGUCCGUUGUUCGAUUCUUACAAGAAGAGACGCUGCCAGAGGCUGCAAAGGAUUCUUCCUUUUUGUGCCUCGCUGUUUCGGCAGCUCGUGUGAAGAACCGGCAAAUUGUCAGCCCGGGAUUGGACGCAUUGCUUCCAGUCCUUCUCGACGACUUGGAACAUCACUCAAAUAAGACUGUUACGUAUCGCUUGCGAUGUGUUGCCGGGGCAAUCAGAGCUUGCGGAACAGCAAUCAUCAAACACAAAUCGGAUAUUAUGCGGGCCUUGGACUUUGCACUUUCCAGUACCGACAAGCAUGUUUUCAAAACUGGUUGCAAGCUCAUGCGUCAUACUUUGGCAACGCUAUGCGAGUCUUAUGCUCUCACAUCCAACAGUGUCCCAAGAAAUGUGACGGGAAGCGACGGUUUGAUUCUCGGACAAUCCGCGCAACUCAAUGGCGACCCAGUGAAAUGGCACGUGCCGAAUGCAGAAUGUGUGGAGUUUGCAUGGGAGAUCUUUCAAAAUCAUGUUUUCAAGAAAAUCAGCGAGCUCGGAUCAUCAAUGUCUGACGAUGACAUGGACGUUGAUGGGUCCGGCUCGGGGUCCUACAAGGUGAAUAUUCCAGAUAUGCGACGAUGCCUGCGAGCAGUUCGAUAUGCACUUCGAGGAGGAUCUAGCUUUAUGCUUGAUUUUGAUUCCGGUGAAGGCUUGGGAGACCAAGACUCGGGUGAAGGGGUCACAGUUGGUGAUGAACGACGUGAUCUCAGCCUUGUACCUUAUGAAAAGGCAGUCCGAAACUUGCUGCAACCGGCCAGAGGAGAAACUCUACAAUCGAUGCUGAAAAUGCGCGGCCGAUUAUGCUCUUUGAUUGUGAAAUUGUCAUCGCUGAUUGCAUCUGAGACAUCGCGGAUUGCUGAAGGUGCCACCGUUGGGGAAGGGACAGAGAAUAAGUACAUGGAGUUCAUAAGUGCUGACCCGAAAGUCUGCAAAGAGACCAGCGACAUUUCUCUCUUGCUCCUUACAAGAAGAGGGGCUUCAUUCCGGUCUCAAGAAGGAAAGACGAUUUGGAAAGCACAGAAGCAGCUGGCCACAGAUUUUGCAUUGCUUGCACAGGCAGAUCACAUGGCCGAAUCUUUGCAACGUGCUCAAAUGUAUGGAGACAGCAGCUCUGUGCUCUUCAAAGAUGGAGAAGAUGCCGGCAAGACUCUUCCACGCCGCCUUCUCGUGAAGCGAAUACAGCUCUUUCAUGACUCCCUACAACGGAUGGCAAGUUUUGAAGUUCCCCGUCGUUUGCGACGACUAUCGAAGAUGCAAAAGGGAAAGAAAACAAUCCUAUUCUCCACGGAGGUUUCAUUCAAGGAUGUGAAGACGGCCGCAACCGGCAUAAUGGAAGACGAGAUUUCCUCAAGUAUGGAUGGUUACGAAGGGAUGAUGGAUGCACUCUUUGCAUUAUGCUGCCACUCCAACACCCAAGUCCGAGCUUCCGCCAUCGGAGUUGUGGACUAUGCCAUUACGCGUUAUGGAUACCUUCUCGCGCCACGAGUCCCACGAUUGAUGGCAGCUGUGAACUUGAAAGACGAGAAUAUGGACGGCAAGUUUGGUCUCCCAGCAUGCUCAAUCUUGAAAUCGCAGGUCGAUGGACAAGGAAAGAGAAAGAGGUUGGCUGAAGCCAUGAAGGGGGUUUGCUCUAUUCUUUCAAUCCCUCGCGCGGGCAAGCAAAUGCUUGCGAAUGAAAAGGCGAGAUAUGAAUUUGUGCAAACUAUUUGUGGUACCGAAGAUCUUGUGUCCAUGAUGCCAGCCGAGGAGAUGCAAAAGAUGGUACACUAUCUUCAUAGCCUGUUUAGUCCAUUCCGCCUGAAGUUCUACAGUCUCCCACGGGCUUCGGGGGCUGAUGUAGCGAAACAUCAACAGACAAUAGACUUUCUACUGAACAUCCUAUCAACCGAAAGCGAACAGAUGGACGACGAAGAGGCUGGAGCAGCCAAGGCAGUCCAUUGGAGGAAGCUACUGCAUGCGUGCUGGUUUCUGACUGUCCUUGUUGACAGAGAUGACAUGGAGUUGUCGAGCAUCAAUGUUCACAACAAACUAUGGAAAACAUGCUUCCAGAUAAUUGAAGAUGAGAACGGGCAGCCAUUACAGCGUGUUGCCUUGGGUCUUUUCGGACGUCUUGUCCAAAUGAUUCGCAACGACAAAGAUCGAGAACUACUGCGUGAACGCCUUUUGACAGAGUCUUUUGCCAGAAGCUUCGGCAAUGCCCUUGCUUAUGACCACAAGGAAGAUUCCAGUGUUGGAGGUGGACACGAUGCACAGUGGGCAGCUGGUGUUGCGGACAUGAUUCGCGACUCUGCUCGCAACGUUGCACCAAGGUCACUGUUUCCAUUUCAGCGCACUAACCAAAGCUCUGGAACCUUCAAGGUGUCGCAUGCGCAACUCGUUGAACAAAUUCUUCUCGGCUUGGGUGAAGAAGAUGCCCUUACAGUUGCUCGGCACCUUCUAACCUUCUCAAAAGAAAUGGCUAACUCCCCUCCGAGUGAAGAUCAACGUAAUCAGCAGUGCACAUCUGCUGAAAUAUAUGCUGGUGUUAGCAGAGCUUUCCUACAGAUAUAUUCUGAAGCAAAAGUGUCGUUACUUUGGGACUCAGACUUGCUUCCUUUCCUUGACGAUGUUAUCGCAAAGAUACCAAUUUCACUCUCCGGUGCAUACUUCGAUGCCAUUCGAUAUGGCAUUCAGUUCUCUCCUCCAAGUAAAUUCUAUCCGUUGACCAAUUGGUUGCUGACCAAAAUCGAGGGCUCUCUUUGGGAACCGAAGAAUGAAAACAAGAGUCAACUUGAAGCGGAAAAUGGCACUCAAGGAACUGACGGGUUCACUGCACAAUCGAAGUGGCUCUAUCUUUGCUGCGCCUUACUUGUAGAGCUUGACGAGACAGAGGUAGACGGAACUCUUUCCAGAGUGCCAUGGUACACCAAGUGCUUGGCAGAAAACAUCGUGACAAUGGACACCGAACAAGAGACUGCGGAGGAUCUCAAGAAGACUUGGAAACUUGUGAGCGAUCGACUAUUGCCUCGUUUGAUUGAGGCCUUGGGCCAUCCAUACGAGAGUUGUCGCGACCAUAUUUCCGGAUGCUUGUUCAGAAUAUGCUUCUGUCAUCGCAAGAUGUCAAAGGGGGUUGCCCAGAACUCGGCAACAGACGCCGAAGAUCCAGGAACUGUCAUUGUUCAGAAGCUGCUGGCACUAAGAGAUUCAAAUGAUCCUACUUUCCAGAAUCGAUACAAUUCCCUCAUCACUGCAAGGCGCUUCUUCUCCUACUGCAUUCACUUCGGUGAUGCGAAGCAUGAAUUCUCAGAAUAUAUCAUUCCACUUCUACCUCUUGCAUUUGAAGCGCUUACUUCAAGCGUCGAGGAUGAAGGCGGGGACGCCGAAGAGGCCACAGUUGCAAAACGCGCUCUUGGAGCUGAAGUCGUGAAAGGAUAUCGUUACACGAUAGCAGAGGUCAGCGUUGCAUCUGUGAUGUCAUAUGGAGGAAAUGCUGACAUCACACGAGUGUUGGAAGUUGUAGAGCAAAUGGCAACGCACGAGAAAUGGCAAGUGCGCCAUGCAUGUGCCAACUUCUUGCGGUGUUUUCAAGGUAGCCACAAAUUUCUGUUCACGGAAGAGCACGCUGAGAAGAUUACUACCAUUGUAGCGGACCUUCUUGCUGAUGAACGUCGUGAAGUGUCUUCUGCUGCGAUGGCAGCCGUGACCGGAAUCAUUGCAGCUCUUCCAGACAGCAGCGUUGCAAAUCUUGUUAAAAAAUACGCAUUGCAGGCUAAGAAAUCGACGAUGAAGAAACGCAAAACAACGAAAAAGGGCACAGCGGGAAAUUCUGUACCGCAAGCUAUAUUGACAGAAGAGCAGAAGAAAGCAAAAGAGGUCACACGUGCCAAAAUGCAGCAGUCGUCUGUUUUCUUCUUGUGCGCAGCAGUACUAUCACAACCUUACGAGACUCCAGAAUAUGUGCCACAAGCUCUGGCUGCAAUUUCGAAGCAUUCUUUUGAACGCAAUGCUCCACUCAACGUUCGAGACACAGUAAAGAAGUGCUGUGCUGAAUACAAAAGAACGCAUAUGUCCGACAACUGGGAAGUCCAUCGACGCGCUUUUACACAGGAGCAACUUGAGGCACUAGAAGAUGUUGUCAGCUCACCUCAUUACUACGCUUAG